Molecule: messenger RNA, 474 nt
Organism: Miscanthus lutarioriparius
Lineage: Eukaryota; Viridiplantae; Streptophyta; Magnoliopsida; Poales; Poaceae
Source: the annotation of a GenBank genome assembly
AUGCAAUGCUCCGCUCGUUCAGGUCCUAGGAACCAGACGCCCGCCGCCGCUCGUUCAGGUCCCAGGAACCAGACGGCCGCCGCCACCUCUCGUUCAGGUCCGAGGAAUCAGACUGCCGCCGCCGCCGCCGCUCCUUCAGGUCCGAGGAAUCAGACGGUCGUCGCCACCGUGACCGGCCGACCGCACGCUAGGAAUCGGCGAGCGCGAGGCGAUAUCGGCAACCACGUGAACGCCCCUAUCGUUGAUAGGGAGGCCAAUCGCCGCUGCCUCACCAGGAGCCUCAGCGCCCGGCCCAACGCCGUUAGUAUUUACUUUUACAAAAAGCUAGUUGCCGAGACUAACCAGCUUGAGAGUGAGAAAGCUCAGAAAGAAGCUGAAGUCCAACAGGUGAAGGAGGAGAAUGUAAAGGUGAUGGAGGAGAAUGUGAGGCUACGUGCAAAAUGCUUGACAAGGAGGCGCUGCUCCAGGCCAUGA